AUGUCCAGCACACCACAUGACCCCUUCUAUUCUUCUCCUUUCGGACCGUUCUAUAGGAGACACACACCCUAUAUGGUACAACCAGAGUACCGAAUCUAUGAGAUGAACAAGAGGCUGCAGUCCCGCUCCGAGGACAGCGACAACCUCUGGUGGGACGCGUUUGCCACCGAGUUUUUUGAAGAUGAUGCCACAUUAACCCUUUCAUUUUGUUUGGAAGAUGGACCAAAGCGAUACACUAUUGGCAGGACCCUCAUCCCUCGUUACUUUAGCACUGUGUUUGAAGGAGGGGUCACUGACCUCUACUACAUCCUCAAACACUCGAAGGAAUCCUACCACAACUCGUCCAUCACAGUGGACUGCGACCAGUGCGCAAUGGUCACCCAGCACGGGAAGCCCAUGUUUACCAAGGUGUGUACAGAAGGCAGACUGAUUUUGGAGUUCACCUUUGACGACCUCAUGAGAAUAAAAACGUGGCACUUUACCAUUAGACAAUACAGAGAGUUAGUCCCAAGAAGCAUUCUAGCCAUGCACGCACAAGAUCCUCAGGUCUUGGAUCAACUGUCCAAAAACAUCACCAGGAUGGGGCUGACAAAUUUCACCCUCAACUACCUCAGGUUGUGUGUAAUACUGGAGCCAAUGCAAGAACUGAUGUCCAGACAUAAAACUUACAACCUCAGUCCGCGAGACUGCCUGAAGACCUGCUUGUUUCAGAAGUGGCAGCGGAUGGUGGCACCGCCAGCAGAACCCGCCAGGCAACCGACGACCAAACGAAGGAAACGGAAAAACUCCACCAGCAGCACCUCCAACAGCAGCGCAGGCAACGCCGCCAACAGCGCCGGCAGCAAGAAGAAGACCGCGGCCGCCAACCUGAGUCUGUCCAGUCAGGUACCUGAUGUGAUGGUGGUAGGAGAGCCAACUCUGAUGGGAGGUGAGUUUGGGGACGAGGACGAAAGGCUAAUCACUAGAUUAGAAAACACGCAGUAUGAUGCGGCCAACGGCAUGGACGACGAGGAAGACUUCACCAAUUCACCCGCCCUGGGGAACAGCAGCCCAUGGAGCAGUAAACCUCCGGCCACUCAAGAGACCAAAUCAGAGAACCCCCCGCCCCAGGCUUCCCAGUAA
This is a messenger RNA of Rangifer tarandus platyrhynchus (Svalbard reindeer), 1122 nucleotides long. Lineage: Eukaryota; Metazoa; Chordata; Mammalia; Artiodactyla; Cervidae. The record is from the annotation of a GenBank genome assembly.